AUGGACUUUACCUUUGGAGGAAAGUACAGACUCGAAGAGGAACUCGCCGUUGGUGGUUGUGGUACCGUUUUCUAUGGCGUCCACAACGUCGCGGGCAAAGAGGUCGCGAUCAAGGUUGAGCCUGCAAUCGCGAAACACAGCCCUCUCAGACACGAAUCAAAGAUAUACAAGAGCCUCAUGGGCGGUCCAGGAGUUCCCUGGAUUCUCUACUCGGGCAAACAGGGAGAGUACAACGUCAUGGUCAUCGACCUCCUCGGUCCUUCUCUCGAGGACCUCUUCAAGAUGUGCAAUCGUCACUUCUCCCUCAAGACCGUCUUACUGUUAGCCGAUCAGCUUCUCCUCCGAACUGAGUUUAUUCACGCGAAUGGGCUCGUCCAUCGCGACAUAAAGCCUGCAAAUUUCGUCAUGGGCACUCAUCAAGCCUCCCAUCUCGUCAAUGUCAUUGACUUUGGCCUCGCCAAAAAAUACCGUGAUCACCGAACAGGCGCUCAUAUCCCAUACCACCAAGACGAGCAUCACGGCGUCGGCACAUCUCUUUUCGCAUCCAUAAACACACAUCAGGGUAUCGAAUGCUCACCACGAGAUGACCUCGAGUCCCUAUCCUACAUGCUCAUCUACUUCCUUCGGGGCACAUUACCGUGGAGGAAACUGAAGAGCACGACCGUGUCGGGAACCUGGGAUCUCAUCAGGGACGCGAAGCUCCAAUGCGAAAGUGCGGGCACGUUGGUUCAUGGGCUUCCUAGAGAGUUCAAGACCCUCCACGAGUAUGCCCGCGGGCUCCAGUUUGGGGAUACGCCGGAUUAUACGGCUUUAAGGCGGAUGUUCCACGAUUUGGGGGACAGAAUGGGCGUCGUGUAUCCAGAAUUGGAGCUCGCGGGCUCAGACGUGUCGCAGGAAUGGAGAGGAUUCGAUUGGAUGGUGGGCAGGAAGGGAGAGCGGAGAGGAAGGACGUGCGCGGCUUGCAAGAAGAGGGCCGAAGCAUUGUGGGCGACUUCAUGA
Molecule: messenger RNA, 999 nt
Organism: Stereum hirsutum FP-91666 SS1
Lineage: Eukaryota; Fungi; Basidiomycota; Agaricomycetes; Russulales; Stereaceae
Product: kinase-like protein
Exons: 3
Coding region: 1-999 (332 amino acids)
Biological process (GO): peptidyl-serine phosphorylation; signal transduction; endocytosis
Cellular component (GO): nucleus; cytoplasm
Molecular function (GO): protein serine/threonine kinase activity; ATP binding
Source: RefSeq, a predicted model, not a curated record